AUGGCCUCUCAGCCUCAGCCGGAACAGCAGCCGGCUGAGGGCUCUGUCGCAACCCUGCCGACCCCAGAGACCGUGCCAGAAAGCACCGAACAAGCGACCUUACGAAUCCUUAAAAGAAUACUUGCCCUGCAGGAGAAAAUGUUGAUACAGAAUCGUGCCCGCCCUCCUGCUCCUGGCUCUCCUGGAAAUCCUCUUUUCGACGGGCUCAACGCCACUGCUCAUGUGGAGAGGUUUGAGAACUUCCUCAUAGAUUACGAUCUAGAAGAAGAUUCCGAGGAGAAGAAGACCCGCCGCUUCCUUGGUACCCUUUCAGAAGCACGCCAGCUAACUGCGAGAGGACUUGAGGGUGCACCAGACAAAAGCAAUCCGGAAGCCACCAGUUGGGAGCGUCUCAAGCGAGCCUUCUUGAAGAAGUACCGAGACUAUGAUGAGCGUCAAGUUAGGGCCACUCGAGCGUGGCUCGAGAACCUGUGUCAAGCUACAAGAACCCGUGAAAGCGACCUAGAAGGGUACGUUUGCGACUUCGUUGCAAGCUUGAAAGACAUUGGGCCCUCGUGGAUCAGCAACACCGAACGGGUUCGCUUGCUUCUGAGGGGUCUACCUGAGGAGAUUUGUCUUGAGGUCUACAUACAAUGUGAACUUGAUUUUGUCGAGGGUAUGACGACGGAGGACUUCAGGCGAGUCCUUGACUGCGUGAGGAAUGAGGUGGACUCUCGUGUUGAUGCUCGUGAGUGGUUGUCUUGA
Lecanosticta acicola is the source of this 744-nucleotide messenger RNA. NCBI's taxonomy places the organism in Eukaryota, Fungi, Ascomycota, Dothideomycetes, Mycosphaerellales, Mycosphaerellaceae. The record is from the annotation of a GenBank genome assembly.